CGGUAUUCCUCGCUGACACACCAUCCUUUCCUUCUGUCCUUUCCUUCUCUCCUUUCCUUCUACCCUUGUAUACAUUCACAUCCACCCAAGGAAGUUUCCAUCCUUAAUUAGGCGGCCGGACGACGGACAGCAUCCUUCAGCUGGGGUAGCAGCGAGAGGCAUCUUCUGCCUCCGACGAGUGCAUGACAAUAGCAGCCGCAAGUCCUUGUCAGCCUCUCCUCCAACUCUCUACAACAUGUACUGGUCAGAAUACGUUGGUCAGUAUUGGAGAGCGCAGCGGUUAGAGCAGGAGAAGACUAGACUAUCCAACGAGAAGCGUCAGCUGGAGAAGCAAUUGGCGGAGAAGACGAGGGCGGCUCAGGUGUCCGCAAGCCAGGUCUUCACGCUGGGGCUCAAGGUGCAGGAGCUGGAGCGCCGGAACACCGAACUAUCCGGUGACCUGGUGAAGCAAAGGGAGGACACGAGGAAGGCAGGCCUGCUGUUCAUGGAAGCUGCCGAUAAGUACCAGCAAGUUGCAAAGAAGAAGAUCAGGGCGAAGGUUGCGGAGCUGGAGGACGCGAGGAAGGCGAGCAUGAUGAUCAUGGACGCUGCCGACGCGUACCAAGGUGUAGCGAAGAAGCAAACUAAGGCGAAGGUGGAGGAAUUGGAGGACAUGAAGGCGGCGGUUCUAGUGUUGAUGAGCGCUGCGGAUACGUACCAGCAAGAAGCAAAGAAGCAGAUUAAGGAGAAGGUGGAGGAGUUGAAAAUCCUAAGGGUCCAGAAGGCGGAGAUGGAUGCGAGGGCAGCGUCUUUGGAGUCGGAGCUCAAUGCAGCUCUGUAUAAGAAUCAGGAAUUGGAGGUGGGUUAUGAUUCGGUGAAGGGUGAAAAUAACGAGCUUCGGUCAGAGAUUGAGAGGCUCAUGAUGGAAUUGGUUGCACUGGCCGAGGCGGGAGAGGUAGCUACAAAGGCAUUUGAUGGCGAGAGGACAGAAAUCAUGAAGGAAUUCGAAGACCUUAGGAUGAUGAAGGUUGAGGAAAUUCAAGCCAGUAAGGAUUUGAUGAAGGGUGAACAUGAUAAGCUUUGGUCGGAAGUUUUGACAGCAGAACACAAAAAUAGCUUGUUUGAAGCAGAGGUUUAAGAUGGAAUUGGUGCCUUGGCGGAGUUGGAGGAGGCAGAAAUUAUAAUGGAAGCAGAGAUUUAGAAGAAAAAGAAACACUAAAAUAAACCAGUACUGCUUUGAAAUGGGUUUACAGUUGAGACUGCUUACUAAAAUACAUGAAGGAAAUUUCUAUUGAAUUGGAUAUACAUUGUUCCCUGACUCGUGUAAUAAACACAAACAUAUCAUACACUUUUGUUGUAUUGCAUACUAGGUGAACGUAUUUUUUCAUGUUCUCUCGAAGAAAGGCACAUGCUGUACCAACAUGCAAUGUGGUGAUGGUAGACAGACUACUACAGCAUAGAGGAAACUCAUUGUUGUAUGAUUUUAUACAUUACUAGAUUUAAUUAACUUC
Messenger RNA from Setaria italica (foxtail millet), 1490 nucleotides. Its product is annotated as leucine zipper putative tumor suppressor 2-like. NCBI's taxonomy places the organism in Eukaryota, Viridiplantae, Streptophyta, Magnoliopsida, Poales, Poaceae. The record is from RefSeq and is a predicted model, not a curated record.